CCGCCUCGCCAUGGUCGCCUCGUCCUUCGCCCUCCUCGGCACCCUCGCGCUCGUCGGCUCGGCCGCAGCCACCUACACGCCCGGCUCGACCACGAUCAAGCUCCAGGCGCGCGACCUCGGGCUCAAGAACGGCGACGGCUCCGUCAACAUUCCUGGCCUCCUCGCCGAGACGGAGCGCCUGUCCAGGAAAUUCGAGCGCAACCGCAUGAACCAGGUCUACUACGCGCAGACGAUGAAGGACCCGGUCGCACGCCAGAAGCGUGGGACGAUGCCUCUCAGCCUGCCCGACCCGGAAAACGCCGUCUGGACGGGCCGAGUCUCGGUCGGCUCGCCUGCGCAGACGUUCUCUAUCUUCUUCGACUCGGGCUCGUCCGACUUUACGCUGGCCUCGACCGCGUGCACGACCUCGUGCGGGACCAAGAAGCGCUACGACACGGCCGCGAGCUCGUCGGCGGUCAAGACGACCAAGCAGGUCCGCACCAGCUUUGUCGACGGCACGUCGUCGAUCGGCGUCGUCUACACCGACACGGUCACCGCCGGCGGCAGCACGGCGACGGGCCAGGACAUUGUCGCGGCAACUUCGCUCUCGUCGACGGUCUCGGGACUCGCUUCAGACGGCAGGAUGGGCCUCUCUUACCCGUCGCUCUCGUCGGCCGGCUCGUCGUCGCUCAUGUUCACCCUGGCGGCCCAAGGGCAGUACGUCACGAACCCGUACUUCUCGAUCCGCCUCAGCUACACCGGCCGGAGCGAGAUCACCUUUGGCGGCUCGAACAGGGCGCGCAUCGCCGGCACGCCCCGGUGGUACAACGUCACGCCGGCCCCGAACGGCAUCCGCACCUACUGGCAGAUGGGCCUGUCGGCCCCCAUGAUCAGCGGCAAGCUCGCCGCUCCCGUCGCCACCCACAUCCUCGACUCGGGCACGACGCUCAUCAUCGCGCCGCCGUCGGCCGCCGCCGCCUUCUGGUCCAACGUGCCCGGCGCCGAGUCGUACAGCGACGAGUUCUGGACCUACCCGUGCGCCUCGCCGCCCGACCUCGCCUUUGGCUUUGAGCGCGCGUACGCGACCAAGUGGGCCGUCGCCGAAUCUUCGUUCAACCUUGGGUACCUGCAGGAGGCGCCCGACCGCUGCGUCGGCGCCGUCAUUGGCUCGGACCUCGGCCUCGGCUCGUCCUGGCUCCUCGGCGACGCCUUUAUGACUAACGUGUACGUCAUGCACGACGUCGUCGCCAACCGCAUCGGCCUUUCGCUCGCUCGUUGAGCAUCUCGCCCCUCGCCGUCACCCUCCUCACGACCUUCUCAAGUCACUCGUCCUCGACUGUCGGCGCGCCAAGUCGCUAGAUCUGUAGACGGAUAGAGCUAUUUUGAGCACGAUCCUUCUUCUGUCCUC
Messenger RNA from Rhodotorula graminis WP1, 1387 nucleotides. RefSeq lists its product as uncharacterized. The coding region runs from base 11 to 1258 and encodes 415 amino acids. NCBI's taxonomy places the organism in Eukaryota, Fungi, Basidiomycota, Microbotryomycetes, Sporidiobolales, Sporidiobolaceae. Gene Ontology annotation, biological process: proteolysis. The record is from RefSeq and is a predicted model, not a curated record. Gene Ontology annotation, molecular function: aspartic-type endopeptidase activity. The transcript has 8 exons.